Molecule: messenger RNA, 1503 nt
Organism: Melitaea cinxia (Glanville fritillary)
Lineage: Eukaryota; Metazoa; Arthropoda; Insecta; Lepidoptera; Nymphalidae
Product: coiled-coil domain-containing protein 149
Exons: 7
Coding region: 19-1359 (446 amino acids)
Source: RefSeq, a predicted model, not a curated record
AUAUAUAUAGUUUUAGCAAUGUCAAGUAAAAUUUUCGCUAAGGCGAAUAAAGUGCAGUUUCAAGAUCAACAAUUAGACGAUUACGUUCUCGAGAAUUCUGUUCUUAAAAGUAAACUGCAAAGUAAAAUAGACGCCCUAUCCAUAAUGACCAAAGAAUUAGAUAAAUGCAGUAUGGAGAGAGAUAGAUACAAAUUAUUAGUUGAACAAUUAAAAUGUAAGAAAAUCGUACAAGAUAAUACAAGUACCAGUGACCUAUUUGCACCUACUAAUACAAUAAGUGGUAGUGAAAUAUUAGCAAGAACUAAGGAGCACAAUAACAUGCUUAAAUUAGAGGUAGAGACACUAAAAAGCCAACUGGAUGAAGCAAAUGGUGAUAUACUGGCAUUGAGGAAGCAGAUGCAGAAAGGUCUUACCUCUGAAGAGUAUAAUGGAAAUAAAAUAUUGUCCACGUCAAAAAGUGAUUAUGAACAGUCAGUGCAAGAACUUGAAAAAAUUAAGAAAAAGUAUCAGCAAAUACAACUUGACUAUAGAGCAACAUUAGAUGAAAAAGAAGAACUUGUGUCAGACCGAGACUAUUACAAAAGUAAAGUUCAGCGUUUGAAUCACCAAAUCAGCUAUGUUCUAUCCAAUAGAGUAAACACACAAACAGAUGAACAGAGUCCCAAACCUAUUGUUGAUAUUGAUGCAUUGCUUACCGAAAAUAAAUAUCUACAUGAGAGAAUAACUCAGCUACAGGUUGAAAAAGAAAUUUGUAAAAGAACAUUGACAAAAUAUAAGACUCUUCUAGAUAAUAGAAGUAAAAAUGAUUUCAAUAUUAAAAAGGGAUUUACGGAUGUCAUGACCCCAAAACAAGUUCGAGAAUUUCUUAACUUAAAUUCAAAGACAGGAUUGAAGCGAACAUCAGCAGCUGAACUUAAGUCUUUGUGCUUGGGACUUUUUGAAGCUUUAAGUGAUAAAUCAAUUGCCCUACAACAUCAAAGAAAAACCAAUCAAAUAUUGGCCAAUAGGAUAACAGACCUGGAGAAAACCUUAGAGAGCUGGUGCAAUGGACAAAAAUUUAUACCAAUUUUCCCAUCACAAAUGCUAAUGGAAGAAUUCCCUAAUGAUUCUGUAUCAGUAAAAUCUGAUGAUUCUAAAGAGAAACCCGAAAAGGAAUCAUAUGAUGAAAAUAAUUAUACAAACAAAGUCAGAUAUUCUGAUAGUGAUGAUGAUAUAAAUAAAAGCAAGGAAGAUUUAUCAAGUCUGAAUUAUGAAAACGGUAGCGGUGAUCACAAAAAUAUGUCAUCAAAAAUAGUUCUGCCUCAAGAAUUAGAAGAAUUAGUUAAGGAGGCUCUAGCUGAAUUGAAAUCUGUUCAGUAAUUAUAUUUAAGAAAAUAGAUUUAACAAAUAUGUAUCAAAAUUUAGGUGUUGAUUUUAAAGUAUAUUAUAUAAAACUUUACCAUUUUGAAAAUAGCAGAAGUUUUGUAAAUUAUACUAAAAACAGUUAAAAAUUAACACCCACUG